CAAUGUUUCUAUCUAGAACCUUACAGCAGUGUUUCUCUAAAAUACGAAGCUAGGAAUCCUUAACUAUCCAUUUUCCUAAGAGUUUCUAUCUUUGGGUCUACUUUGUAUUUAAUUACACUGCUCAGAUCAUUGCUGGAUAUUAUGUCCUCCUGUCCUCUAUUCAGAUGUUUCCUUGGUCUGCUACAUUCAUUCUGGAGCCCCAGUGUCCUAGUCAGCGCUCGCCUGCUGAGAUGGUGACCCACACACUCAUGCAGGAGCUGGGCUCUUUGCUGAAGCGCACCAAGCGUUUAUGUCAGGAGAGGGCAGCCGAGAUUCGCAGACGCAGCUCCUGUGUGGACUACAGCUGGCUAGCAGUGACACAACAGAAGCCCUCAUACGAGAUCAUGCCUGGAGAGCUACUAGAGCUUCAGGAACUCUGCUUAAAGAUCCCUCCCUCUCAGUGUGGCCCUGUAAUUCUCAGACUCAGGAAGUUGGUAUCAGAGUUGGAACCGGAGGUGACAGAGGUGCCGCAACUCUUCCGCCUGGUGCUGUGUGACUGUCUGGACGAGCAGCAUGAAGACUUAACAUUCAGGGAGAGAUCUCUGCGGGCUCGAGCCAUCUUCUGGAGCCAGCAUCGUAGUAAGAGCAUCUUCUCUAUUGGCCUGUCCUCACACCAGUGUCUCAAAAACCACUGGAGCAAAGGUGAAGCUGGACAGGACAGAGAGACGCUGUGCGAAGAGGAUCAGGCCUGGGCCAAGGAUGAAGAGCUCGGAGUGGUGGUCCCACUUCGCCGGAGAGUCAGGAGCAUGCCCGAUUUCAGCUCCAUAAAGGAGAGUGCACAAACCUGA
Messenger RNA from Ictalurus punctatus (channel catfish), 827 nucleotides. RefSeq names its product protein RD3. The transcript has 2 exons. The record is from RefSeq and is a predicted model, not a curated record. Lineage: Eukaryota; Metazoa; Chordata; Actinopteri; Siluriformes; Ictaluridae. Bases 165 to 827 code for a protein of 220 amino acids.